CAGUCGCCGUCUUAUAUGUCGCUCGUCGGUGGCGACAUGCACCGCACAAAUUUUUCUAUGUGUGACCUUAUAUAUGUCAUCCAUUCCUUUGGAAAUAGAAAGCCGCGAACUCGGAGCAGGCUCGUCGACACGACCACACAGUGUUGUCGGAAGCGCGAAAUCUUCAGUCAAAGAUCAUGGCAAUCAUUCGGAUGCGGUCUUGGAUGCUGAGCAAGCCGUUGGAGUCCUUCCAGGGCCUCCAGUCGACCUAAGGAAGGGCGGUCUUCACAGAGGUCUGUCUACCCGACAGGUCUCGAUGAUCGCCAUAGCUGGUACUAUUGGAACUGGUCUGUUCCUCGGAACGGGAAGAUCAUUAGCGCAAGGUGGUCCUGCGAGUAUGCUAAUAUGUUAUAGCAUCGUCGGAUUUGUAGUGUAUAUCACCCUUCUGCUGCUUGGGGAGAUGGGGACACAGUAUCCUGUUGCAGGAUCCUUUAACGCGUAUGCUGUGCGUUUCUUCUCUCCUUCAUAUGGCUUCGCUCUCUCGUGGAACUACUGGUUCAACGAUGCUGUAUCCGUCGCGUCCGACCUCACCGCAGCCCAACUUGUACUGCAAUACUGGACAACUUGGCACACUUGGGUCAUUAGUCUCAUAUUCUGGGUGUUCCUGGUCAGCAUAAACGCCAUUCACGUGAAAGCCUAUGGCGAGCUGGAGUACUGGCUGUCUUCGUUAAAAGUCGCAACCAUCAUCGUGUUCAUCAUUGUCGGUAUACUUGUCAAUGUCGGUGUCAAUCAAGCACAUCAGUAUAUUGGUGGUCACAACUGGACUAUUCCUGGUGCGCCCUUUGUUGGGGGAUUCGGCGGAUUCGCCAGAGUUUUCGUCACUGCCAGCUUUGCUUAUGGUGGCACGGAGAGUCUGGGAGUAACUGCUGGCGAAACAAAGAACCCGACUCGCAACAUGCCUCGAGUCGUCAAAUUUGUUUUCUGGAGGAUCUUAAUAUUCUAUAUCAUCAGCAUCCUACUAAUUGGACUGAAUGUACCAUAUACCUACCCUGGUCUUUCUAACAAGACGACCACAACCUCUCCAUUCACGAUUGUCUUCAGCGAAGUCGGAGCCACCACUGCUGGUUCCUUCAUGAACUCUGUAAUCCUCACCUCAGUCCUCUCGGCUGGUAACCACGCUCUCUUUGCAGGUACUCGGGUCCUUUACGGUCUCGCAUCGACACAGCCUGUCGCUCAAGCACCUAGAUUCUUCGCCAAGACCACGAAAGCAGGCGUUCCAAUAUAUGCGCUAUUCGCUACAAGUAGUAUUAGUAUACUCUGCUUUGGGAGUAGUUUCAUUGGAAGUGGACAGCUUUGGGGAUGGCUGCAGAACAUCGUCGGCGUUUCGAAUCAGAUUGCUUGGCUGAGUAUUGGACUCGCCAGUCUUCGAUUCAGACAAGCAUGGAUUCGUCAGGGCCGUCCUUUGAGUGAACUCAAGUUCCGGUCACGUUGGACAUGGCCAUGGGGUCCUUACUUCGUCAUCAUCACUGUCUCCGUCAUCAUCCUAGUUCAAGGCUGGUCAUCCAUAUUCCCCACCUUCUCAGUAGUCGACUUCUUCUCAUUCUACAUCGAACUCCCCGUCAUGCUCAUAAUGAGUCUCGGAUGGUUCAUCGGUCGAAGAAUAUAUCGAAUACCCCUCAAACAUCGACAACACAACCUCAACAAUAACUCUACAUAUCCGAAUUACCAGAGUACCGAACACACUACCCACGUUACCCCUACGAUUUCUGAAAGUCUCCCUACACCUAUACCUUCAUCUGCGUCACAUACCCCGAGGAGCCGGUUUGCACGGUUACGACGUUUACAUGAUUUGGUCGAUACCCGAACGGUAGACCUACAUUUGGACGAAUAUCAUGAAGCGGUGGAUGAUUAUCUGGAUGAUGAGAAUAGGAAGGCGAGGUUGACUUCGAAAGGGAGGUGGUUGUGGAGACUGUAUUAUUGGUUAGCCUGAUCGCGCUAGGUUACUUUUCAUGUAUGAUAUUGUUUUCUUGGAUUUUUGCUGUUGUAU
This is a messenger RNA of Somion occarium, 2026 nucleotides long. NCBI's taxonomy places the organism in Eukaryota, Fungi, Basidiomycota, Agaricomycetes, Polyporales, Cerrenaceae. The record is from the annotation of a GenBank genome assembly.